Molecule: messenger RNA, 3123 nt
Organism: Rhipicephalus sanguineus (brown dog tick)
Lineage: Eukaryota; Metazoa; Arthropoda; Arachnida; Ixodida; Ixodidae
Product: glucose dehydrogenase [FAD, quinone]
Exons: 10
Coding region: 1-1665 (554 amino acids)
Molecular function (GO): oxidoreductase activity, acting on CH-OH group of donors; flavin adenine dinucleotide binding
Source: RefSeq, a predicted model, not a curated record
AUGGCCCCCUUUGAUGAGCGAAGGGACGACUUGGAUGCGUACUUGCAUCGCUUUGAGAGGAUCGCGAUAGGGCAGGACUGGGAGAGGGUGCCCCGGCGGCCAUCACGCAUCAAGCUGCUUCUCCCUCCACACCCGACGAUGGACGACGACGCGGCCCCGCAGCGGAUCGUCGCACCGGGAGAGUCGUCGCCGGAGUGGAUCAAGCGCACGCUCCGAGACGAACGCUACCACGGCUACGGCGGGGAGCUCACCGUCAGUUCCACAAAGUUUCAGACGCCAGCGCUGCACGCUUUCCUCAAGGCUGGCAAGGAGCUGGGCUACGAAGUCAAUGACCACAACGGAGCUCGGCAGACAGGCUUCAUGGCUAACCAGUUCACUGUUCGGGGAAAAGAGCGGUGGUCGACGGCGAAGGCCUUCAUACUACCCAUCUCUGGAAAAAAGGGACGCAAGAAUCUCCACGUAUCGAUCUUCUCCAAGGCCACAAAGAUCUUGUUCGACGGAAAGCGUGCGGUGGCUGUCACCUUCAAAAAGGACCAGCGCAAGCACACCGUUCGAGCCACAAAGGAAAUCAUCAUUUCUGCAGGAGUCAUAAACUCACCCAAGCUGCUCAUGCUGUCGGGAGUUGGACCAAGGAAGCACCUCGAAGAAAUGAAGAUCCCGGUGGUGGCGGAUCUUCCGGUUGGCGAGAAUUUGCAAGACCACGCCUUGGCCGCCGGCUCGCUGGUGCACCUGAACGAGAGCCUGGGCGAGGGAUUCACUGGCGUCAGAGGAGCCCUUGAGUACUACCGAUACAACACGGGACCUUGGACCCUACCAGGAGGCAUCGAGGGCAUUGCUUUCUACAAGACGAAGUACGCUGAUCAGAACGACGACUUUCCCGACAUCGAGAUCAUGUUGAACACGGGCCCACCGGCUUCUACCUACACCGAGCCUUUCCUUAUCGGCUUGGGCUUGAAGCAAGAGGUGUACGACAAGUACAUCUUGCCGCACCGUGGGGAGCCAGCAGUCAACAUGAUCCCUUUUGUGACACGGCCGAAGUCACGAGGAUACGUAAAGCUGCGUUCUACAGACCCUGAAGAUCCUCCGAUAAUUGUCUCUGGCUACUACACACAUCCCGACGACGUUAAAGUCAUCGUUGAGGGCCUGAAGUUCGUGCACAACAUCACGAAGACGAAGGCUUUUGCCGAGAUCGGUGGCCGUGUGUGGAGCGAGGUGUUUCCUGGCUGCGAGGAACACGAGCAAUACAGUGACGAAUAUUGGGCUUGCUUGGCACUGGCUUUCCCAAAGACGGCGUACCAUCCGGCCGGAACUUGCCGAAUGGGCAGUGACCACAGGGCAGUGAUCGACCCAAGGAUGAGGGUCCGCGGUGGCGUCACAAGCCUUCGCGUGGUGGACACGUCGGCCAUUCCGGAGAUGAUCACCGGGCACCUCAAUGCUCCGGUCAUUAUGAUGGCCGAAAAGGCGGCCGACAUGAUCCUGGAGGACAACGGGAACGUAGUUCCGGACUCGCCCAGGGCCAACUACCGCGUCCGAGGACGCUCCCCGAAAGAAUCACAACACGGAGCCCAUUCGGCUGCUGCUUCCUCGAGCCUCUUGCAGGCUGCGUCGUGGCCGCUGCUCAGGGCGAUAGCGCCCGUCUUACUGGCUUGUUUGACAGUUUCGUGACGCUCCGCUUGGGUGCUGUCGGUGUCAGAGAAGCAGCUAGGACAUACUAUUUCGCAGACACUUUCACUACGCCAUAUUACACGACAUCCACACGGUACCUUGUUUCGUCGUUCAGUCAUCAGCUGGCCUGAAUGUAGAACACAUAAUUUAAGUUCACCAACAUGCUAGGGAGAAUGCAAAUGCAAUGUAUUACAGCAGUUAAUGCCAACUCAUUCUUUUCUGUCGAAGGACACGCCAGAAAACCACCUGUUCACUUCCCUUGAUUUGUGGUAAGCUCUGUUGCCGUUGCUUAGAGAAGGGUUAAGUAAGCAACCGGCCGCAUUCCUGGUUAGGCACCCCGCCAAUUCCUUAUCUUUAUCUCUCACUUUCUCCUGUUUAAAUUGAUUUAUUUUAUUGUCGAAUGUUUCGUUUAAUCGUGGUGCUCGGAAAGGUGCGCUACGAUGUCCUUGGUCUAUUCCAUGCGGAACAACUCGUGAAUUUUACCUAUAAAUUAAAUAGAGCAUUUCCUCGUAAACGCCGCUCAUAAGAGAAGCACCAGUUAUAACAUGACAAAAAAUGACUGUCGUGUUUGCUACCUCUUAUUCAAGAAACAAUAACCAAAAUAGAAGUACAGAUUUUAAAUUGUAAAUUACUUUGACGUACGUAAUUAGGAAUAUUUCUGCAGUAAUGUGGCAACACAUUAAGAAAUUUGUAGAAACUCUACGUUGUCGAUCAAUACAUCCGGCAAGCAGUGUUCGCCUGUUUGACAAAGUUCCUGUACGCCCCGUUUUCACUUAAACGCGAUAUUAGUGUACGUGUUUCAUGUUAUUACGCAGUUAAAGUGAGCACCAUGUGCUGAACCUUAGGUCCUGCUGUUCCUCAGGCGCUCGCAGAUGUCAGUACCUAUUUUAUCGGAAGACGAUCAAGGCAGAGUUUGUUGUGUUUGAUGUGCCGUUUUUCGACCCACGGCAGUAGAGGAACGUGAACGCCUCAAGUGUUUCCUGUGGUUCAUGCGCUUGGUAUUUCUCCUCUUCCCUUCUUUCUAGCAAUAUUUUUCCUAACGUCUGUGCUGGAUACCCAUGCAUCUAGUUUAGCUCCUUGCCUUUCUCUCUGGGCUUUCUCACAAGAAAGCUGGAAGAUUAUGUGUAGAGAGCUGGCUGGCAUUUUUCUUUUGCACGUUAUCAGUAACGAUGUAAUGGUGCCCAUAAAAAGGCACAACGGAUCUCAAGCUUUGUCGUACAUGAUGAUUUCUGCAUACAGCCACUUGGAUCUUUCGGCAGAAGACGUCUUCUCCCUCCUUAACUGGACGCCAUCAAUGUAAUAGAAUGUAGUGGGUCGACGGGGUUGUGCUACACGAAUAAUAACAGAGCAUGUACGUACGAACCGUUGCUGUUGUUGCCUUAUUGUUGUGUUCAAUUUUUCUUCGUUUUACUUAUGGCAUGUGUGUUGAAAGAUGUUCCGAAUAAAAGCUCCAUUCUC